AUUGCCGUCCCUCCCACCUCCAUCCGGAAAUCACUUCCUGGGACUUGUUUGCUCUGUGGGUUAGCCGCGGAAGUGUUUGUCUAAGUGGCGUUUUUUCAUUCUCUCUGUGCCUAUAGGAUAUUGAGACUGGGCGUGUGAGGUUUUAGCCCAAGAUAGCAAAGGUUUUGUUGACUUGAAGAUGAGGGUGACUGAAAAUUAAAGCAGGGAAGCUUAGGGAUCCCCCCACUUCGCUACCCCAGAAACCGUCCUUUGAUAGUAUUACUUUACUCGUGGCGUCUGCUAUGUGUCUGUCCUCAAGGCGCUUCCUCAAAUUUAAAAGCAAAAAGACUUUAACAAGACAAAAAUCGAUAGCCUGUUAGUUUAGCAGUUGGAGUGGAAAUCAAUUAAGUCAGCUGAGGAAAAAAGAGGCAAGGCUGGUAAUGGGACUUAAUUUGUUCAAUUCACUGCCAGAGCCUUGCUUCUUUAGCCUUGCUUUUAAUUACUGUGUCGUCUGUGCUGGAGCUAGAGAAUCACGCUGGCUUGAAUCAUCAGCUGAUAUACGAAACAGAGCUGGAAAAAGAUGGAAAUAGAGUGGUUACCAGUGACUCAGAAACUGAGCUUCCGAAAAUUUAUUGAACAGUCUGACUUACUAGAAGAACUGAAAUAUGACUUCAAUGAAAAAGCGGAGUUGAGACACACUGAGACAAAUGGGCCUUUUGCCUUUAACUUUUACAGAAAUGGCCUGGAGAGGAACAGCAAGCGCUACUGGGCCCUGGGCCGUUUGCUUGAACAAUACAUUUAUGAACUUUUGGAGAAAGUGUGCAAAUUACAAAAAGUAUAUAUCCCACCAGAGGCUGAUGAGGAGCCAAGAAGCUUCUUUUUCAUGAGUGAAAGAGCAUUGUCAAGUCAUCAUUCUGCUCUUCUUGUCCUCCUUCAAGACCACGGGGUCGUUAGAGCUGGUCAGUGGAGUCAGCAGGCAAUAAUACAUCAUGGUCUCCAACAUGGAAGUCAGAUACCGUGUAUUCAGAUGGCACUGCAGGCACAUUAUGAUGUAAUUGUGCUAAACCCCAAUGACAAUUUUGUGGACCAGCAGACAGGAAAAGAGUGGAAAGGACUUGUAACACAGAAUGUUGAGUCCUCUUCCAGAACAAUGGUUCAGGCAGAGAGCUUCUCUCUCCAGGAGCCUCUCCAGUGUAUCCCAAAAAGAGGCAGCAACACCCCUGCAGAACACAUGGCUCAGGUUUGGGAUUGCUUCAUUUCAAAGACCGAAGGCAAGGAUGUUGCCUUCAUCGUACAUGGUCACGGAGGCUUGGUUUUCAUGGACUUGCUUGUUCGUAAGAAGUGGGACGUGAUGAGCAAAGUGUACGCUGUUGCACUUAUUGACUCUGAACAUCACAUAGGACACCAGUUGGGAAGUGAUGUCCAGUUAUUAGAAUGGAUAAAGCAGCACUGCCGUGAAUGGGUGACAAGUCCGAAGCCUUUGGAUAAACCUGCAACAACCAUUUUGAGAAAGGAGUUUCCUACAGUUUCUGCUGGUACAGAAAAACACAACUUAGCCCCUUCCUCUAGCCUUCAGUCUAUUUUUAAAUACUUUAGAAAAGCUUUGAAAGCCAAAGCAGCUAUUAAUUUCUCUCGAGUGUCCAUAGUGACUAGAAGCUCUACAAAAAGAAAGCAAAGUGCUUAAGUUACUUUUUUUUGUCAUCUAAGAUUGUUUUGUCCUACUGAAACUUUGCUAAUGUAGAUGCUAGAAGAGAAGAACACUUCCAACUCACAUGCAGUGUUAUGUUCUGACUUCAAGUCUGAUUUGUUGACUUUUUUUAAGUAAAUAUGUUUUGCAAAUAUGUUCUGUAGCCUACUGAUGAACCAGGAAGUCAGUACCAUCAUUAAUAUUUUACAAUAUUAGUCAAAGUAGUGUUGUUAGACGAUCUUCUUAGGAAAAGAUUUCAUAUGGUUUAAUAGAAUGACGCCAAAACUAUAUUGAUAGAAAUUAAAUAUUAAGUCAAUCUUUGACUUCUGUAUUAUUAACGCUAUAUUAAAAUUAUAAAUGAAAAUAAAAUUAAGUAUCAUAAGGUGACUCCA
Messenger RNA from Odocoileus virginianus texanus, 2058 nucleotides. Its product is annotated as putative protein ARB2BP. Gene Ontology annotation, cellular component: nucleus. Gene Ontology annotation, molecular function: siRNA binding. NCBI's taxonomy places the organism in Eukaryota, Metazoa, Chordata, Mammalia, Artiodactyla, Cervidae. Gene Ontology annotation, biological process: regulatory ncRNA-mediated heterochromatin formation. The record is from RefSeq and is a predicted model, not a curated record.